Molecule: messenger RNA, 2114 nt
Organism: Hemibagrus wyckioides
Lineage: Eukaryota; Metazoa; Chordata; Actinopteri; Siluriformes; Bagridae
Exons: 6
Coding region: 208-1749 (513 amino acids)
Biological process (GO): transmembrane transport; monocarboxylic acid transport
Molecular function (GO): monocarboxylic acid transmembrane transporter activity
Source: RefSeq, a predicted model, not a curated record
ACAGUUAUAAGUCUCUGUGUGCUGUUAGGUCGACAACCAGCAAACAUUUAGGUAAAUAUAAAUCUAUCUAAGAUCCUUCACAGCAACAGAGAAGGCAUGAUGUUGGGCUACUUCACUACUGAAGACUGAAUAUUUAAUCCUUUAUAUAACAGACUUCACUACGUUUACGGAACACUUUCUGACCUUGGUGGAGCUGAUUGACACACCAUGAAAGAGUACAGUGUGGAUGCACCAGACGGUGGGUAUGGAUGGGUCGUGGUUAUCGCUGCCUUCUUCUCCAGGGGCCUUACCACAGCCAUCCUUAAAAACUUUGGCCUGUUUUUCUUGGAGAUCCAGAACUACUAUAAUGUCCUCACCAGCACUGUGUCAUGGAUCACAUCCACCAGCAUUGCUAUGUUUCAUCUGGGAGCUCCACUCGCUGGAGGUCUCGGUGUCUAUGUCACACAGCGUGGUGUUACGAUGAUUGGUGGAGUUCUGGCUGCUUCAGGCAUGAUCUUUGGAUCACUAGGCCUGGCCUUGCCAUGGAUGUAUCUGUCAGUAGGAGUUAUACAAGGACUUGGUGUAUCCUUCUGUUGGAUGUCAGCCAACAUCAUGGUCAACCACUACUUCAAAGACUGGCGCCCUAUCGCCUUUUCCAUCUCCAGCUCAGGCGAGUGUGUCUUUGCUGUGGCCUUCAGCCCUUUUUUCCAGUGGCUCAUUGAGACCUACUCAUGGCAAGGAGCUUUGCUCAUCAUUGGAGGUCUUCAGCUCAAUCUUUUGGUGUGUGGAGCUCUUAUGAAACCUCUCAAACCUAAGCCAUUUUCCCAAACCCCAAACCUCAUGGCGGACCCAUCAUCCACAAAAGCUCUUUUCCAGUGCUCAAUAAUCCAGAGGCCUGAGCUGAUACUGUACAUUGCAUUUGCCAUCUUAGCUGCAUCUGGUUUCUUCAUCCCACCUCUAUUUCUGGUGCCAUAUGCCAAUCACAUAGGUAUAGAGCAGUACUGGGCUGCCUUCCUCCUCUCCAUUUUGUCCUUGGCUGAUCUGCUAGGCAGACUAGCCUGUGGUUGGCUGGCUAAUUUGCGGGUGUUGAGGAACCUUCAGAUAUUAACGAUUGUGUCCAUUUUGCUGGGAGUGGUGGUGCUGCUUCUGCCACUCGCACGUGCCUACUACCCCAUCAUGGUUUUCACCACACUCUACGGCUUCCUGUUUGGCUGUGUUGUGGCUGUCCAUAUCACAAGUAUAGUGGAUAUUGUAGGGCUGGCAGGCUUUGACAGUGCACUUGGACUCUUCAUGCUACUGCGAACCUCUGGGGCAUUCAUCGCUCCACCUGCUGCAGGCUGGCUGGUGGACUGGACUGGUGAAUUCGGCGCUGCGUUUUAUCUGGCAGGCUUCUGCAUUAUACUCUCAGCUGUUUUCGUAGUGAUGGUCGACAGGCUGGUGGAGAAGAAGAAUAUCGCUCUGGGGUGGCCACAGCGAAUCAUCUCUCUCCACCUAUCCCUAUCUUCUGCAUCCUCAACACUUACACCCACUAGCUUCAUAUCCUCAUUUAUUACAUCCAUAUACCUCCUCUUUGGCCUUCCUCUUUGCCUCCUGCCUGGCAGCUCCAUGUCCAACAUUCUCCUACCAAUAUACUCACUCUCCCUCCUCUGGACAUGUCUAAACCAUCUUAAUCUGGCCUCUCUGACUUUGUCCCCCAAACGUCCAACAUCAGCUGUCUCUCUGAUGUACUCGUUCCUAAUCCUGUCCAAAUGCUUUACUUAUGAACUGUAACACAGUGUUUGAUUUUUCUGAAAAGAAAAAAAGGAUUUCUCUGAAUAUAGAUUAUGUAUGGUUAAUUCAAGGUAGUAACACUUUUCUGUCUUCCAUUUAUGAAGUUGUUGUUUGGAGUUAUCUCAUAUUAUUUUGUGGUAUUUAUACUUAGUGUGUGGAACUAGAGGAUGAGCGCCCAGGCCCUACCUCAGUUAAAUGUUUCAAUCUGCUGGAGUAAGCAGAUCAUUUGAGCUGUCUCCUUUGUUCCUUGGCCUCCAUAGAUCUAAAAACUAAACUCUAUUUAAUAUAAAAAUAAAUAAAUAAAUAAAAAAUUCUUGAGGAACUUUUAAAUUUGCAAAUAUUAACUGACUAUAUUAAAUAUGUUA